CGAGGAUUAGGGUGCAACCAUGGGGAUGGCGAAGAGUGAGAGUAGCCCAGCUCCAAAGAGGAAGUUUUUGCAAAGGGACUACAAGAAGGGACCUUUCUUCCAGUCGGACAAUGAGCCCAUCUACAAGAGGGACUUUUCAGAGCCGACUGGUGAGGACAAGCUGGACAAGAAGUUACUGCCCAAGGUGAUGCAAGUCAAGGGUUUUGGCCGGCGUGGCCGCGUCAAGUGGACGCAUCUCGUCAACGAGGACACAAGCCGAUGGGACACACCGUGGAGCUCGAAUAACGAGUUUCGUGCCCAGUAUGACAAGAAGAUGGACAAGCCGAUCGAGAGGCCCCGGGGCAGCAAAAAGAUGAAGAUGAGCGUUCAAGACUUGUACGAAGUGUAACAAUCGUCUCAAAGGGUAAAAACGCUUUCCCUGUAUUUUUCAUCAGUUAUGGAACUGAGAGAAAUUCAAGACUCACCUUGAU
Molecule: messenger RNA, 470 nt
Organism: Selaginella moellendorffii
Lineage: Eukaryota; Viridiplantae; Streptophyta; Lycopodiopsida; Selaginellales; Selaginellaceae
Product: microfibrillar-associated protein 1
Exons: 2
Coding region: 20-388 (122 amino acids)
Biological process (GO): mRNA splicing, via spliceosome
Cellular component (GO): U2-type spliceosomal complex
Molecular function (GO): RNA binding
Source: RefSeq, a predicted model, not a curated record